AUGGACGCAUGUUAUCAGCUGGUUCUCCUUCUUCUAGCCCUUCUUGGGUUUCUUGCGCUUGAGAAGGCUAAGAAGAAAUCACAGAUAAAGAAACAUCGUCUACCUCCGGGUCCCCGUGGACUCCCGCUCAUAGGCAACCUCCACCAGCUCGGGAAGCAUCCCCACCGCGCACUGGCGAAGCUCUCCAAACUUCACGGCCCCGUCAUGUACCUGCAGCUUGGUCGGGUUCCGGCGGUGGUAGUCAGCUCCGCUGAGGCGGCAGAGGCGGUUCUUAAGACCCAUGACCGUGAUUCUUGCAGCAGACCGGCCCUCAUCGCGUGGAAGCAAAUCUCCUGCAACUUUUCAGACGUCGUAUUCUCACCCUACGGCGCCUCAUGGAGAGAAUUGAAGAAGAUACUCAUGGUUAAGCUUCUAUGCACCAGGAAGGUGGAAGGGUUUCGCAGGGUGAGGGAGGAGGAGGUGGAGAGGAUGACGAGUUCGAUCUUCUCUCGAAUUGCUCCUCUCGAACCGGUCAAUCUGAGCGAGCUGGUUCAGAGUCUUUCUAACAGUAUUAUCUGUAGAAUCGUCUUAUGCAGAAAACUUGAGGUUGGAGGAUCGUUGGAAAAUCGAUUCAAUCGCAUCCUCCAGGAGGCCGAGGCCUUCGCGAUAGGGUUCUUCAUUGCCGACUAUAUCCCCUGGGCAGGAUGGGUGGAUAAGCUCACCGGAAAGCAAGCUGCUUUGGAGAAGACCCAUGCAGAGAUGGAAGCCUUCUGUCAGGAGAUCUUAGGUGCCCAUGCCGAUCGAGGGAAGCCGAGAGAUGAUGAAGAAGGCAUCAUCGACUUCAUGUUGCGCCGCCAAAAGGAUAAGUCUGAUCUAACGAUGGAUAACGUCAAAGGGGUCCUCCUGGUCUGUUUUUAUAUAACCUGUCUCAGCCUUCAACUUCUCACGAUAAUUUCUUUAGUAUCUUGGCAUAUUCUCUCUAAAGAAAGCGUCAUAAGUGAUAUAACAUAGUUUAGGUGAUCGAUGAAACUUUUUGCCACCGUUUAACAUUUUUUUAGUGGUAAAGUAAUAUUGAGGUAUAAAUUCUGGAUUGAUUCAUCUCCCAGAUGGUAAGUAACUAGUUUUCGGGACUGCAGAAUAUCCUUUUCGCCGCCACAGACACAUCCGCUGCAACCCUAGAAUAUGCAAUGGCAGAGCUUGUGAGGAACCCCAGAACCAUGUCGAAGGCACAAGAAGAGGUGAGAAGCGUCGUCGGAGAAAAAGGGAAGGUUGAAGAGACGGACAUACCCCAACUCAUCUACCUCAAAUCGGUGGUGAAGGAGACGCUGAGGCUGCACCCUCCGGCUCCGAUUCUCGUUCCGCGAGAGACGACUGGGCAGAUCACCAUUAAUGACUGCGAAAUCCUCCCGAAGAUGAGGCUGAUAGUGAACGCGUGGGCGAUAGGGAGAGAUCCACACUUUUGGGAGAGGCCGGACGAGUUCCUCCCGGAGAGAUUCGUUGACAACCCCGUCGACUUCAAGGGACAGGAUUUCCAGUUCAUUCCCUUCGGCGCCGGACGGAGGAUCUGCCCUGGGACGUCCUUCGCCGUCAUGGCAGUGGAGCUCGCCCUCGCAAAUCUCCUCUAUGCUUUCAACUGGGACGUGCCAGCUGGGAUGGGAGAGGAAGGCAUCGACAUGGCCGAGGGAGUUGGCCUCGCAGUCCGCCUGAAGACCGCCCUUCGAUUAAAAGCCUCCUUAUAUACACAGUUCAAGUAG
Spirodela intermedia is the source of this 1733-nucleotide messenger RNA. The record is from the annotation of a GenBank genome assembly. NCBI's taxonomy places the organism in Eukaryota, Viridiplantae, Streptophyta, Magnoliopsida, Alismatales, Araceae.